AUGAACUCUCUGUGGCCUUCGAGGCCUGCCAAUGAUGGCGCCUCCGCCGAAAAGGAGCCUCCGCUGACCGGCGAUGUUGCCGAUGCCGUUGUCGCAGACGUUGGUCCCGAUCCCAGCAACCCGCCCCCUCCGCCUCCGGCACGGCCAUCUUUGCAAAGAAACUCCUCUGCGCCAACCCCCGUCCCUGCGCCGGCUCCAGACCCCCCAGCUCCGAUGCCUCCUGCGCCUUCCGACCAACCGCAACCGACCGACUCUCUUUCGUUGCUGCAGCUGAGGCGAAUCGUCGCCGAGUUCAGCCGCGGCGAACCUGUCGCCUACGAUUUUGUCUACAAUGAUAUGGGCUCGCAUGACGAGGAGAUCGACGAAUGGUUCGUGUACCAGUUUUGGCAGUGGGUGCGACUAAAUGCUGCCCAGAGGGCAUUCGAGUGGCAGUGGCAGCACGAGUACGAUAUCCAGACGCCUUGGGAGGAGACGGAACAGCAGACAAGAGCCAAGUUCACGAAAGACGCUCUGGGUGGUCUCCAAGUCAAGGACCCCGCACAACGCUCUGCGUCCAUUGGUAAGGUCCUGUACUUGGUGCUGGGCAGAUGGGGCGAUACCUCUACUCCGGCUACCGUAGGCGACAGGAGGUCGGCCGCAAGCGCGACACAGCUGGAGGCCAUACGAUCAAGCAUCGCCUUUCUUACGUCCCUGAAUGGAAUUUCUACCGUCUGGGAGGCUUUGCAGAACUGCUUCGAUGUGUUCUGGUCGGACGAUCCUCGGCUCGUACAGCCCGGUGGUGCCCAAGAGGCACAGGACGAACUCAUUAACCUGAUGACUAUCAUGUAUGUCAUCAUUCAGGAGGCGUUGAGCUUCCCCAAAGAGCUCGAAUCUACAAGAUCUGAACUUCUGUCUUUGAAACCUGGCCUAGUCGACUUCAUGUCCGUUGCAGCCUCCAAGCUGCGUUGGGACGACGGUAAUUUGAUGCCAUCUAGCCAGAUUUUCUUGCUCUUUUGGAAGACCAUCCUGCUGGUCUUUGGUGGUACGCAAGAGAUAGACGAGGCCAAAAAGGCCACUAGCGAAUCGCCCAACGCGAAAUCCAAGGACGUUAUCACCGCAUCGCCCUUGGACUACCAUGUCUUCCGACAGGAACUCACCUCCAAAUACCCCGCCUACGUGCCACCGAGGACGCUCAUCCCCCUCGAGCCGGAAAAUACAACUCUCCUGCCCCCUUUACCAAACCACCCCACCAGGACUAGUGCGGCGAUGGGAAUCGUACCAGGACCACCCAACCCGCAAAGCAGCGGCGCUUCUAUUCUGCACCAGCCGGUCCAUAUCGCGACACCUGCUCCUUCGCCACCCCCUUCUCCUGGUGUUGGAGGCAAGGGCGGCAAGAAACAGAACUACCAGACUAACCAGAACUUCCCCUUCAUGUACCCGCCUCUGGAUGCCACAAGCAACAGUGCUGGUGGUAAAGGUGGAGCUGGGCUGCAGGAACAGCUUGUCGGUCGCAGAUGGGAGGGCAGCGACAUUCCCGCAUCAAUCCUGGAGGCUGGAGAGCUGUUCUCCAAAAGAGUUCGCAUGACGCGCGCUACGCGCCAGCUUUGGGAGGAACGUGAAAGCUUUCUCAAGUUUGAGAGGGGAUGGGAAGCAGAGGAUAGCGACGAUGACGUUGACGACCUCGACCUUGAAGGAUUGAGCCUGGAAGAGAAGCAAGAGAUUGCUGCGCUAAAAGCUGAGACUAGGGCCGAGGAGCGCAGGGAGGCACAGCUUUCGAUGCGAGAGCCAGAAGUUGACUGCGGUCCUGCCGCAGACAAAGUCAACGACGAGGUCAAGCGUCGGCUAUUUGCUGUCGAAAGUUUCUACAAAGAGUCUCUUCCUCACCUGCAGUCGCUGGUGAUCGUCCUUCUAAGGCCGAUCCUCAUGAACGUAACGGCUGUCUUGUCGCAGCCCGCCGCAGCACAACAGCACCCGAGUAUGGCCGGUAGAGGAGCCAACGGCAUGAAUGGUGGCCCUGGGCCCAAUAGGCAACAGCAAUCCCAAGACCCUUCUUCGGCACAGUCGGGUCCCUCUGAGCUCCCAGAGAUGUCGCCCGAAGAGGUGGAUGCCGCGAGGUCCCGAGAGAUUACCACCAAAGCCAUAACAGCCAUCUUGCUCCUUCUUAUGAAGUGGCUCAGAGUCUCGCACGUUCUCAAAUUCGAGUACAUGACACAGCUCCUGCUCGACUCCAAUUACCUUCCGCUAGUCCUCAAGCUGUUUGCGCACCAGGACGUCCAACAAGUCGUAGACAGCAAGACGGACCGGCUCGAAAACAGCUUCUUCCAUUUCUGCAACUUGCGGUCGAAGUUCAAGGACAAGCCGCCGGUCCAGGCCGAGCCCGAGGAAGAGAGUGAAGACGAGGCAGCGCCACCGCCUAUCAAGAGAAGGCGAUCACCACCUCGGGCGACGACGGCCGCCACGCGCGACAGCGACGACAACGCCAAGCUCGAGGGGCAGGUUGCGGCGCGACCCGAGGUCGAUGAACUCGGAUACCCCGUUAACGACUUGCCGGCCGAGCCGAUCACCGACUUCUCGAGAAGAAACUUCUUCUCCCUAAUCAACUACCUCCGGAUCAUGCAGAAGAUCUGCAAACACAAGGCCCACCGAAAUCUCCUCUUGGUGCAGUACAAGUCGGCCAACAUCCUCCGCAAGUCUCUCAAGAUUCCCCAGCCGGAACUCCGACUUUAUACCCUGAAGCUGUUCAAGAACCAAGUGCCGUACUGCGGCCGCAAGUGGCGGCAGAGCAACAUGCGCGUCAUCACGGCGGUCUACCUACACUGCCGGCCCGAGCUGCGCGAUGAAUGGCUGGCGGGGAGCGACGUCGACGCCGAAGUCGACUCGGCGCUGCCACUGGAGCAGGCCCUGCGCAGUCUAACGCAUUGGUUCAACGUGCGCAGGUAUCCUGACAAGAUUGCCGUCGAGCUGCGAGCUGCCCUGCGGGAGGAGCAAGACUUUUUCACGAGGGAGCUGGAGAAGCUGGACAUGAACUGGGCCGACGUGGGGGCCGACGAUGGCGCAAACAGUGAGUGGGACGAGGCGGCCGGAUGGCCAUGA
Messenger RNA from Colletotrichum spaethianum, 3072 nucleotides. RefSeq names its product structural maintenance of chromosomes protein 1. Lineage: Eukaryota; Fungi; Ascomycota; Sordariomycetes; Glomerellales; Glomerellaceae. Gene Ontology annotation, cellular component: cytosol. The transcript has 7 exons. Gene Ontology annotation, biological process: cytoskeleton organization. The coding region runs from base 1 to 3072 and encodes 1023 amino acids. The record is from RefSeq and is a predicted model, not a curated record.